UGGAGGGAGGCCUUCUGGGACACCAUGCGCGAGGCCUGGGGCGACUUCGAGCCGCACCAGCUGGGCAGGUUCAUGCUGCUGGUACGAGCUGUUGUGGAGGCGGUCUUCGAGGCCCUGAGGCUUGGCGGCUGGGAGCUGGGCGACGUGGCCAACGUGGCCGGCACCUUUGCGCGGGCGGCACCGCAGGCGCUCCUGCUGCUGGCGCGCGUCUUCUGGGACGUGUUGCGGCCGCAGCUGGCGCUGGAGCCGCCUGCGCCAGCGGAGGCACUACAGCGCCUGCUUGAGCCCUUCUGCGAGCUGGCCGAGAAGUCUCCACUGGCUGCGCUGGUCCGCAACAUCCACGCUCGGAUACUUCGGGAGACGCCACGGCUGGCCGUGGACACCCUAGCGAGCCGGCUCCUCGCCGGCGCCAGCCGCGUCGGCGUGCCCGACGGCAACCGCAGGGCGCUGCGGGUGACGGCGCGCGCGCUGCGGCGGCAGGCGGCUGCCGUGGCGCCGGCCGUGGCGACGACCCCUGCAUCGUCCACAGCGUCGUCUGCGGUGGGGUGUCCUGCGAGGAGGACGAAGCGAAAAAGGCGCAUGCGACCGGGUGCUCCCAAGCCGGACGCCGCCGCCGAGGAUGGCGGCGAUGCGGGCGCCGGUGCGGGCGCCGCGCCGGGGACCGCUGCGGCGCGGGCGCCCCCGGUGCCCACGCCGCCGGCCGCGGCGGCCCCCGGGAGGAGGCCGGCCCUGCGCAGGGCGCCGGCGCGGGGCGGCCCCGUUGCGGCGCAGGCCGCGCGCGGGGCGGGGCGGCCUCUCGCGGUCCCCGCCCUCGGCGCCGUCCUCGGCGUCGUCACCGCCGCGCUGGGCUGCGGGGAUCCCAGGGCCACCCCGAGGGCCCGGGCACGCGUGGGCAGCUCGGCCGCUGCCGAUCCGGCAACGCUGCUGCAGGGGGCUGCGCGCAGCGGUCGCAAACGGAGGGCCGCCGCGCGGGGCGCCCGCGGUGCCGCCGUGGAGCGGCCGCGGGUGUCCUUCGACUUCCGAGCGACGCAGGCACCCCCCGAGUGGGAGCUGGGAGGGGGCCCCGUGGCCGCCGCAGCAAGCUCGGAGAGCGCCCGGACCCGAGGCCGCGAGCGCCGCGCGGGGCCGCGCCCGGCACCCGUGAGCCGUCGCGCGCCCCGCGCGGCACCCGCGGCCGCCUCGGGCCGCGCGGCCGCCUCGGGCGGCAGCGCCCACAGCGGCGCCCACGGCGGCGGCGGCCGCGGCGAGGCGGCGGCUCGACGGCGCCCGGCGGCGGCGCUCGGCGGCGGCGGCCACGGCGGCGGCCACGGCGGCGGCCACGGCGGCGGCCACGGCCGCGGCGGCCACGGCGCCCGGCGGCGGCGCUCGGCGGCGGCGGCCACGGCGGUGGCGGCCACGGCGGCCACGGCCGCGGCGGCGGCGGCGAGCGCCUCGCCGCCGCUCGGGCGGGGCUGGUUGGGCCGCGCCGAUGCUCCUCGAGGCGACGGCGUCAUCACGCGGGAGGAGUUCAAGGCGGCGCUGCGGGACUGCGGCGCCGGCGCCGUGCUUGCCCUGCAGGCCUGGGUGGAGUACCGCAGGCAGAAGCUGGAGCAGCUGCGGCAGCAGCGCGAGUCGGACCUGCUCCCCUUCUCCCCGCGGCUGACUGGGCCCAGGGGCGACGGCAGCGUCCAGGACCGCAGCGCGCGCAGCCUCGAGCGCCGGGCGCUCCAGCAGCGGCUGUCCGACGAGCGGCGGGCGACCGAGGAGCAGCGGUGCUGCACCUUCUCCCCGGACAUCACCGCCACCUGGCCGCCACCCAUGCGGGCGGCGGCUCGCCGGUGCACCGCGGAGUCGCCGCGGGCCCUCGAGCCCGUGGGGCGGCGGCAAGGCGCGGCCGCCUCCUACGCGUCGGCGGUGGCAGGGAGGCCAGACCGGCAAGGACACGUGACGAAGGAGAGGGCUUCCGAGUUUUAUGAGCACCAGCGCUUGUGGCUCCAGCAGCACAUGGAGGAGUUCAGCCGACGGCGGCAGGCGCAGCUCCACGCCCGGCUGCUGCAGGAGGAGGCGCCCGGAACGGCCUGGCGGCCCAGCCCCAGCUUGGAGAUCUUCUUUGCCUCGUUCAGCCACUUCCCUGCCAGGCUCUUCUCGCUCCAGCUCGUGACGCUGCUGAAGUAG
Molecule: messenger RNA, 2154 nt
Organism: Prorocentrum cordatum
Lineage: Eukaryota; Dinophyceae; Prorocentrales; Prorocentraceae
Source: the annotation of a GenBank genome assembly